ACGAAAUUAUCUUCAGCUCAGGAGGACUUGUCUAUGAAAGAAUCUGAGAUUGACCCCCUUAGGGUUGAAUUAUCUGCCUUGAAUUCUAUUCUAGUUUCGAAAAAUAGUGAAUUGAUGCAUAUGGAGAAUGCAUUGGCUUCAAAAGAUGACGAAUUGAAACAAAUGAAAGAUGAUCAGGCCUUGAAAACUUCAGAGAUACACUCCUUAGAAUCCAAGUUAUUAUUAGAACCAAUCAAAAUCAGCGGUGAGGCAGAUGAAAAAAAAAUACCAAAUUCUAUCUCACAGA
Ambispora gerdemannii is the source of this 286-nucleotide messenger RNA. Lineage: Eukaryota; Fungi; Glomeromycota; Glomeromycetes; Archaeosporales; Ambisporaceae. The record is from the annotation of a GenBank genome assembly.